This is a messenger RNA of Phasianus colchicus (ring-necked pheasant), 3947 nucleotides long. RefSeq names its product transmembrane protein 33 (gene TMEM33). Gene Ontology annotation, biological process: membrane organization; endoplasmic reticulum tubular network organization. The record is from RefSeq and is a predicted model, not a curated record. NCBI's taxonomy places the organism in Eukaryota, Metazoa, Chordata, Aves, Galliformes, Phasianidae. Gene Ontology annotation, cellular component: endoplasmic reticulum; membrane.
UUGUGACAUUUACCUUGGGCAUAAUUAAAUCUCGGGUUUUCUGAGGUGUAUUUCUACACUGCACUUUUAUCUAAAGAUGUAAAUCUAGGUAAGUUAAUAUUUUAUUUUGUAAGAAGGAAAACAAUCUGGUAACGGUUAAACUUAAUUUAUAAGGGCUGUGUUCACAGCCCUUAAUUUCAGUUUAACAUAAGUGUUUAUCAGUCUUUUAACAGCACAUUUGAGAACAUGCAGUAGACACAUGGAAUGCUCCAAUUCUCAAUUUGGACGCUUUACCCCAGAGUCUUCUCCACCUGGGGAAUUGCUCCAAAAUAGCAGGCAGUUCUUGUGACUGCUUUGCAGCACUUUUAAGACGAAAUGAGUGGUUUGGAAAAGAAGUGAAAAUUCUGCAUCUUCACUUUGAAAUGUGUUAAUUAGCAAAAAGUCUUAACUUGCUUGUAAUGGUUAUGAUAUUUGAGACCCUAUCAGCUGACUUCUUUUGCUCUUUCCCUGUCAACAUAUUUCAUUACACAUUCUCCUGGUGCCUUCCUGAGUCUGUUCCAAUCAAUCUUUAAGUUUAAUCAUCACAAGCCAGAAAUGCGACUGAUUGCGGCUGAUCGUUCCAACAGCCUCCUUCCCCGAAACAUUUUUUUUGUUUUCUUUUUUCUUCCUGCUGAAGAGUAAUUAAAAGCAUCUGGGAAUGAUUAGAAACUUGAGCAGGUGGCUUGCAUUUCUGGAAUCUGUCACCAGGAGGGGGAACCUGUAGCACAUCCCUGAGAGAAACCCCAGAGCUCAGACCAAGCCAAAAGGCGAGGGCUUCCUUCUCAAGGUUCUUUGUCUUCUUUUGCUAGAUAGUUGCUUCAGUGGAAUUGUGCUCCAUUCGUGGACCUCUAACCAAGAAUAAAAUCACAUGUGCGUGGCUCAGAUCAAUUAAAAAAUCAAUAUUAAGACAAAGAACGUAUCAAUGAAGGAGCAUUAAUCACUUCCGAGGCCUUUCAGAUGGCUAUGCUACGUAUUACAGAGUGAGCCGGAGAGCUGUGCCUUGUGCCGUCCAGAUCUGACUUCACGACAGCACUGCUGAUAAGGUUCACCAGCUCUAUGGGGAGCACACAGAGCGAGCGGGCAAGUGAGUGCCAGGCCGGGAGGGAGCGGCAGAGCCGGAGGUGCCGUAGGAGAGGAUGAACGCCCGCUGCCGUGCUGACAUGGCGAUGUCAUUGCACAGGAGAGGCAGCUCGGGGCCGCAGGCGGGCGCCGCGCCCUGCCCCGCCUUAGGGCACCCGUGUGGCGCAGGGCUUCAAGCCCAACGCCGCCGCAGCUCCCGGCAAGGCCUUGUGACGUCACGGGCCGGGCAGCGUGACGUCAGCGAGCCUCCAUUGCCCGGCAGGCCGCACGGGGCGCUGGAAGUGACAUCAGGCCGCAUCCGGGGCAGGGCCCGGCGGCGCGUGGGGUCGGGUGCGGAGGCGUCCGCGGUGCGUCCCGCAGGGCCGGGAGCGAGGGUGGGAAGCGGUAGGCCGUCCCGAUCCCAGAGCCGGCCGAGGCGCUUCUCUCUCCGCAGGUGCGGCCAUGGCGGACUCUACGCAGAACGGACCCGUGCAAGGCGGAGCCGGCGGCGGAGCCGUGCAAUUUCUGAUGGCUAACAAGUUGGAUACAGCAAUGUGGAUUUCCCGCUUGUUCACAGUUUACUGCUCUGCUUUAUUUGUCCUGCCUCUUCUAGGGUUGCAUGAAGCAGCAAGCUUCUAUCAGCGCGCCUUGCUGGCAAAUGCUCUCACUAGUGCUCUCCGACUACACCAAAGGCUACCACACUUCCAGCUUAGCAGGGCCUUUCUGGCCCAGGCUUUGCUGGAGGACAGCUGUCACUACCUGCUGUACUCUCUUAUCUUUGUGAAUUCCUACCCUGUCACAAUGAGUAUUUUCCCAGUUCUGCUGUUCUCUUUGCUUCAUGCUGCCACAUACACAAAGAAGGUUCUUGAUGCACGAGGCUCAAAUAGCCUGCCCUUUCUGAGAAAUCUUCUAGAGAAACUGAAUGCUAAUCAACAAAAUAUUCUAAAAUUCAUUGCUUGCAAUGAAAUUUUUCUGAUGCCAGCCACGGUUUUUAUGCUUUUCAGUGGUCAAGGGAGUCUGCUCCAGCCAUUCAUUUACUAUCGGUUUCUAACAUUACGCUACUCUUCUCGGCGAAACCCGUACUGCAGGACUCUCUUCACUGAGUUGAGAAUUGUUGUUGAACAUUUAAUAAUGAAGCCCUCAUGUCCUGUUUUUGUGAGAAGACUGUGUCUCAGCAGCAUUUCCUUUAUAAGCAGAUUGGCACCAACUGCUGCAUAGCCAAAUUUCAGACACGCGUCUAUUGUGAACAUUAUGAGCAGCUGGCACUUCUGCUGAUGAUUAAAUUUCUGGUUUUACACUGGUCUCACUCCAGGCUGUAUAAAAAUGUGUCUUUGCUUUUCUUGGAGAUAAUUUAAAAUUUAGCAUAUCAAAAACAAGUCAUGGAAACUUUAAAAUUACUGUGCUAUAUUGGUAAUUGGUGGAAAAAAAGUAGCUGCAUUCUAUCCUAAACGUACCCAGUCCUGCAGAAUUGUUUUUUAGAAAUCAUUAGUUGUUGGAUGCUGAUUAAAACUCUUUAAGAAGCCUGUGCAUAAUAGGUUUAUACUAGCUGGAACCACUGCUAUGGUAGAGUGUCUCUAGCAGGUAGCAUUGGUACAUACACCUAGGCAGAACGUGUUGGACAGUAUUCUUCUGCUUACUAAAUAUAUGUAGAAUUAUUGUCCAAAUUACUAUAUUCAGUGAAAAAUAUUGCCCACGUUUAAUUUAACAAAAUUUAAAGGGUAUCAAGCUGGUACAGGUAACACCUUUUCAGGAGAGCCUAUUUCUGCUAAUGUCAUUUAAAGAUAAGGUAAAAGCUCAGAAGAGUUAUGAUGUAGCCUUCUGUUUUAUUUCUGGGAGAAAUCUUGAGGCUCUGACUGUCGAGAAUUCAGUUGUCUUGUCAAAACAAGAUGUUUUACCAAGCCAAAUUGCUGACCUGGAGGCUUUUCAGACAAAGAUGCAAUGCUUAAACUUUUAACCAUCUCUUAAGUGAACUAAUCAAUGUAAAUGUUGUAACUUUUGGAGAAUCAUUGCGGAUAUGUUCUUGUGUCUACACAAAUGUGAGACUGCAGUAAUUCAAGCAUGUCUGCUUUUUAGAAGAUUAAUCUGUAGCUAGCUCUAUAUAAAUUGUUAUUCCAGUUUCUGAGACUUUCAUUGUAAUGGGAAAUUUGCAUAAAGGAUUGCACCUGUUCAGGCAGCUAUUGAAACAAAUUGCUGCAGGAUUUUUUGGCAUAAAUCCAUCUUAUGACUGAUCUGAAGGCAGUAUCACGACUACAGAAGUGAAUAUUAAAUUGAGUGCUGAUUAUGUAUUCACCCAGCAGCUGAAAGGUAGGUCAUGGAAAAAAGAGUAUUAUCUGCCCGCAUAUAAUGUCUUUCCAUAAGUUCAAGGGAAAGUAUUUGCCUUAUCUUCUGUAGCUAAUAUUAAUGUUCUAAUUGCAUAAAAUUAAGUGGGAUAAUUGGCCUUUUGUAAAAAUCCUAAGGUACCGUGCUCUUCUUCCUUGGUCAGAGAAAUGUGAAACACUUCUGAAAACAGUUUCAGAGCAAAGUAUGUAACUACUGAGUUAUCUUGUUUGUAAUGUGGAUGUAAUUUGGCCUUUUCAGUUGUUUCAGCUUGCUGUUUUAGAGCUGUGUAUUAACACAAUUUUUUUGCUCAACCUCUUGGUACUGAUAAAGACCUGUUUUUGGUAAUCGAAUAUGAUACUCUUUGACUCUGCAUCUUGCUUUCUGAACAUGAUUAGUUAUUUAUAGAACACUUGCAUACUGCAUGAGCAACUGCAUGCAGUACUGCUCUACUGCUGCUAAUACUUGCAACAAGAUUCACUAUGUGUAUAUCCUGUAACUUGAGGAUUUUAUAAAACCUAAAAUUUCUACUGCAAUAAAAGGAGUGUUAAAUG